AUGGGAUUUAUCAUCAGUGCUCUCCAAGUCUGUCUGCACCUGUUCUCAGAUUUGCUGAGUGUGGUCAGUCCUGCUCAGCUAAAUAAAGCCAGCUAUGCCAUCAAAUGCAAAACAGAGAACUCUGUAGUUUGUGCUCAUGCUCCUAUUGUUGUGGAAGAGAAGGAACAGGAACAUAAAGAGUCAGGUGUAAAGGACAGUUUCAAGAAAUACACAGGCUCCACGUCUGUCUCCCCGACUCUGCUUUCACCCAAUACAGAGAUCAUCUAUCAGGUGCUGUUACAUGAGGACGUGUGCUUCCACACCCAUUCUCUGAUCCAGGAGAGGCAGCACAACAGUCUGUUAAAGACCUCAAGCACCCUGAACUCCAGCAGGUCUGUCACACUGUCUCACUGUUCACCUCCUGCGCGCCCCCCUCAGCCCUCACUGGAGCCCACAGGGCCCCUCGCCCUCCAUGGAGAGCAGGGAGAGGGAUGCGAGACCCUCACCCAGGAGAUCGGCCUCACUCCUGGGAACUUGAGGGAGGAUCCACUGCCAGCACAAGGCUUCCAUGAUGUCUCAACUCUCACAGAUCUGUGUUCCAGUGUGGAUCUGCCAGAGGUGGAGAUCGUCAGCUUGCUUACAGAAGAAUUGCCCAAAUACACUCUGCGGGCAGACCAUGUUUAUGGGUAUGAGCAUGACGACUGGCUGCACACACCUCUCCUGCCACCAGAGGCCGCUCUUGGACUUACACAUGAGCAGAUCGAUGAGACACUCAAGUACUUCUUGCUGUGUUCAGAGAGAGUUGGUCAAAUCACAAAGACGUAUCAUGACAUUGAGGCAGUUACACAUCUGCUUGAGGAGAAAGAGCGGGAUCUGGAAUUGGCAGCCCGGAUUGGCCAAUCGCUGCUCAAGCAGAAUAAAGCCUUGACUGAACGCAACAAACUACUGGACGAACAGCUGGAAAUUGCCCAGGAAGAGAUUUCUCAGCUGCGUCAUGAGCUCUCCAUGAGAGACGAUCUCCUGCACUUUUAUGCCAGCACUGAAGAUAUAGAGCAUGCCUCAGAAACACUGCUUAUACGGAAUGAUUCGUCUACAUCUCUCAGCAAUUACGUCAAUUACGACUUUCUGCAACAGAAACUCAAGGGUUUGGAAGAGGAGAACUUCAAAUUGCGCACAGAGGCUAAUGAGUUAACAUUUGAGACCAACAGUUACGAAGAACAAGAGCAACGGCUUAUGAUGGUGUGUGUGGACGAACUCACGUCAGCGAAUAAGCGGGCCGUAUCUCUGUCAGAUGAGUUGGCCCGGAAGGUGGAAGAUUCGCUAAGACAACAAGAGGAGAUUAGUGCCCUGCUGGGACAGAUUGUCGACCUGGAGCAGCGCUGCAAAGGGCUCACUGCUGAGAAUGAGGAGUUAACGCAACAUCUGAAUGCCUCCCGGGAAUCCCAGGCGCAGCUUAAAACAGAGCUGAAGGAACUUCAGGAGAGGUACUCGGAAAGUGAGGACAUGCUCCAUGAAGCCAGAGAGGACAUUAAAAACCUGCGCAAUAAGAGUCUGCCCAACAGCACUGUGCAGCGCUAUAGCACCCUGGCAGCGGUUUUCCCAAUGGAUUCACUUGCUGCUGAGAUUGAAGGAACCUUCCGGAAGGGCCUAGACAGCCCAGCACCCACUGAGUACAAGAAUCAUCCAUUGCGGGUGUUUGAGACGGUGAAAGUGGUCAAUCAUGCGGCUCGGCUACGUUCCCAGAAUCUCUCUCCCCAGGUUGCGGGUUCGAGCCCUGCAUCAUUGCGCUCUAGUCGAGUCAGUACACCACGGACCAGUUAUUAUGAAUCAGACAAUGUUAGCGUCAACCUGGAGGAUAAGCACUCGUCUCCAACACACACUCAGGAUCAUGGGUUGCUGGAGUUGAAGCGUUUGGGCCAGCCAGGUACGCCCGGUGGGCAGGAUUUAGAGGAAGCGCUACGGUCUCUCUCAGAGCGCCAGGAGAGCCACACGUCAGAGCGUCCGUUCUUCGAGGUGGAGCGAGAAAGGAAACUGCGCGCCCUGCAGAGUGGAAGCAGCGGCAGUGGCGGCGGGUCCAGCGGCUUCCUGACGCCCAAUGGCAGCGUUGCAUCCACAGGAACUAACUACUCUGGCACCUCCACGCAUUCGUCAGGCACAGGCUCCUCCCGCUCGUACCUGCCCGAACGGCUGCAGAUAGUCAAGCCGCUGGAGGGCUCAGUGACUCUGCACCAGUGGCAGCAGCUGGCCAAGCCCAAUCUGGGGGGUAUCCUGCUCCCACGGCCCGGUGUCCUCACCAAAGACUUCAGAGAGCUGGAUGGGGAUUUUCAGCAUGUCUACAGCCUCAACGACCUCGAGGAGGAUGAGCCUGAUCUGUCCAAAUUUCCCAAUCUCCUGCACGGCACUGUGGUCAGUUCAUCCAGACCUAGCGUCCCUCAGACCUCCCCCACACACCCGACCACUAGCUGUCAGAUCCUCCAUCCCUCUGUCUUCCUCUCCUCCUUCUCCACCAGCCUUCGGCCCCGCAGUGCGUCCGCUUGUGGGAGCUGUGAGCAAUUGAGGAAGUCAUCAGGCCUCGAGUGCGUCUCUGGGUCCACAUCACACCUCCACCCGUCCUCCUCCCUCGGACUGCUCCAACUUGUAUCCGAGCAUGGCAUCUCAGCCGCAGCCUAUCCUCGCCCUCCUCUCAUUCACUCCCUCACCGCAUCCUCAGAGGAAAGACAACAAGCCUUUGAUACAAGUGAAGUAAAAAGAGAAAAGGAACGGCAGAAAAACAUUUUCAGCGUCAACCUUGUGGAAAAGCUCAGAAGCCUGGGCCUGUACAAAGUGGUUGCCAGAGGAUUGAUGGAUUAUUAUCGAACAGAAAAACCAGACCCAUACAAUAGUCCCCCAUGAAACGCACAGAUCUGUUCACGCUGUUCAUCAAUAACGGUGCCAUUUUGUGCAUCACACUCAUUUUGGCAUGCAGCUAAACUUCCCCCAUUUGUUAUGGGGCGUUCCAGAAGCCAUACCAGUUGAAUGACAUAUCAAAUUUUCUUUUUAAUGUAUGCGUCACUAGGAAUUUGAAUUAUGAACUGCACCUCAAAAUAUUUCAUUAAGAAGUCAAACACAUCUUUUGUAUCAUUGUCAUUGGGUGUUUUGAACACUCUUCAGAAGAGAAUAGCUGCACAUUUGUUGACUUUUUAACAUGUUGUCUAUUUUUUCAUGACAUUGUCACCAUCAGUCUUGAAAUCACAGUUUUAUUGUUAUGAAAUUGUAGCAACACUACAGAAAAAUGCACUAUGUGGCCUCCUUUUUUGCUUGCUGCCAACCAAGCAUCAAUGUCAGUAGUGCGUUCUGUUUCCUGAGAAAUAAGUUUUCCCUUUUUUUGGACCCCUUUUUUCUUGGGAAUGCAGGGUACAUUAUGUGAGGUUAUGUACCGUGCCUGCAGUCUGAACACUGUAUAAAUGAGAAGCUGUAUUUCUGUGGUCAAUUUAGGGAACAUUAUACAGACUUGUUGAGCAAAUAGAAGUGAUCUUGUGCUUUAUUUUCACUGUGCUUUAAUGCAAGAACACCUCUUGUUAUGGUACACACACACACACACACACACACACACACACACACACACACGUAUGUACUGUAUGUAAUGUAACUUUAAUGUCACAGACACAUUUUCACCCAAUUGUAAAGUUUGUAAUGCAUAUGAUUGUGUUUUGUCAGAAUCAGGGAUGCAGUAAUAAAGUCAAUGGUGCAGUUCUGCUUGAAUUAAGUGCUCUAGAGCCAUAACAUAGUAAAUACACAAUCAGGUAAUUACAAUAUAGAGUCGUCUUGGGAAUUUAUAUCACUGGAUACAAGAUCACUUGGGUGCAUUGUCCAUUUAACAUAGCUUUUAUUUUCACUUCAACAACCUGUCUUUCCAUCAACGUAUUUCAUCAUUAUGUCCACUAGAGUUGGUCAGCCAAAUGAAAAGAAACAUGGGAAUAUAUAUGUAUGUGGAAAGCCUUCUAUGCAUUUGAGAUUUUCAGAGGGACAUAAUGCAGUGUAGUAUUUACUGAUCUAGUGUCUUAGACAAAAUUGUUAUUUAAAAAGUAGUAUAUAUAUAUAUAUAUAUAUAUAUAUAUAUCUACCUGAAAUACCACUUUAAAAAACACAAUGCCUGGUAAUAAUUUUGUAGAAUAUGUAUAGAGUUGUUUUUAAAAAAAAUGAAAAUGAAUUUUGUGUUAAAGAAUUAUUAAUUUAAAGAAGGAAAAAGGUUGAGUAAUGGUUGUAUUUUUACACUAGAACAUGGUUUAGUCUCACAAUGAAUUGAAGCCACUGAGUUCACUAUAUCUAAAGUAACUUUUUUGGGCACUGAUAUGAUAUUGUGUACAUGGCAAUAAAGAUAUCAGUGUUUUUUGAAA
This is a messenger RNA of Pimephales promelas (fathead minnow), 4355 nucleotides long. The record is from RefSeq and is a predicted model, not a curated record. NCBI's taxonomy places the organism in Eukaryota, Metazoa, Chordata, Actinopteri, Cypriniformes, Leuciscidae.